AUCGCGUUCUAGCCUCGUAGAGUUUGUUUCUCUUCUUAGAACUUUCAUCCAACAAAGUAUACUUGCCUGGUGCUCGCAAAGAAAAAUGACUUUACUACCACACUCGCUGCUUUUUACGGCCUCCGCCGUUAUCCUGGCAUUGCCGGGUAUGGUAUCAGGGCUUCCCACAGGCCUCCAGAACGUCCUCGAUAAUACCCAUCGAAGUCAGGAGUACGGAUAUCCUACGGACUUUACCAGAGGCAUCGUACCUAUCCCAGUUCACUCUCACAAUGAUUAUUGGAGAGAUGUACCUUUCUACACUGCUCUUUCACAAGGAUGCAUCUCAACGGAAGCAGAUGUCUGGCUGUACAACGGUACGCUCUAUGUCGGCCAUGACACGUCUUCCCUGACAGAAGAGAGAACUCUGGAAUCAUUGUAUAUUAAUCCAAUCCUCGACGUUCUCAAACGCCAGAAUCCUCGAUCGCGUUUUGUGACAUCUCCCACCAACAAUGGCGUGUUCGACACUUCAGUCUCCCAGACGCUUUACUUGUUCAUUGAUGCAAAGACCAAUGGACAUGAGACCUUCAAGGCUGUGAUUGAUGCCUUGAAACCGCUGCGUGAACAUGGUUAUUUGACAACUCUGAAGAAUAACAAGACCAUCACCAACGGGCCCAUUACCGUGAUCGGCACAGGCAACACACCCUAUGAUAUGGUUGCGCCUGUUGCAAAUCGGGACUACUUCUUUGAUGCUCACCUCGAGUCCUUGAACGAGCCUGAGAAUGCCGGCAUCACAGACCUGAUCUCUCCCAUCGCGUCUACAAGCUUUGCGCAUGCCGUUGGCACAGUCUCGGAGGGUGAUUCUGAAGCUAUAUUGACAGAAAAGCAGCUCAGCACUCUCCGCUCGCAAAUCGCGACCGCAAAGGAAAGGGGCAUUGGAGCCAGAUAUUGGGAGACGCCCAGCUACCCCAUCAGGACCCGUAAUUCGGUCUGGAGAACUCUGCUUAAGGAGGGUGUUGCGCUCCUGAAUGCCGAUGACCUUGAGGCUGCAGCCAGUUAUUUUUGAACAUUAUGAUGAGAUUUACUGUCAAGUGUCAAUAACUCCAGCACGUUUGCCUGCAUUUGGCGUAAUUGCAUUUUGCCCACCGAUCACUGCUGUGUCAUGAAUAGAGUGAGCCUUCCAAAGGCGCACUAAUUGGAAUUUUGUCAUAUAAGGUAGUAAU
Molecule: messenger RNA, 1199 nt
Organism: Aspergillus novofumigatus IBT 16806
Lineage: Eukaryota; Fungi; Ascomycota; Eurotiomycetes; Eurotiales; Aspergillaceae
Exons: 6
Coding region: 86-1042 (318 amino acids)
Biological process (GO): lipid metabolic process
Molecular function (GO): phosphoric diester hydrolase activity
Source: RefSeq, a predicted model, not a curated record